CACCAUGUCCUCCAUUUGGCACCAGCUGCUGUUCCUCUUCCUGGCUUUUACUAGUGUGUGUGUCAAUUUGGGGCAGCAAUUUCCAGAAGAAGAUGACACUGACGAAAAGAGCCUCCUUGAUGACCUCUCCCCAGGGGCAGAAAGUCUCAUCUUAAGGUCCGUUUUCAGGAAGAUAGAAGAUGCAGAAGAGGAUCGGGACAAAGAGUCAGGUGCUUCUCAACUGGAUUGGAUCACCAAAAGACAGCACCCUGGAAAGAGAAUGGGAAUGGAUUUGGAGAAGAGACAGCAUCCUGGCAGAAGAUCCCUCUCGGAGCAAUACCUCAGCAUUCCAGAUAGCCAGACAGCUUAUCUGAAUGAAUUAUCCAAAAGGCAACAUCCAGGCAAGAGGUACCUGCCUUACAGCAAGCGACAGCACCCUGGCAAGCGAGGUUGGGAUGAUGAGAUGGAGGGUGAUCAAACCUUAGAGAAGCGACAGCAUCCAGGCAAGAGGUAUCUGGGUUCACAGGCCCCGGACAAUAAUAUCCUCUGUGACCCCCAGGAUUCCUCUGAAUGCAGCAAAGGUAGCCUGCUGCUAGAGUUGCUAGAUAAGAUGAGCAAAGGCCACAGCAAAGAGAAGCGGCAACACCCUGGAAGAAGAUCUUUGUUGGAUGGUGAAGUAGAAGCAGAGGAGUGAGGAACAUUGUGUGUGUGUCUGUGUGUCUGUGUGUCUGUAUUCAUUGUUUACAUUCUUCUGAAUGAUUUCCCCACCUCUUUCUGUUUGUUGACCUUCUCUGCAGGUAAUUCUUCACAAGGCGUACCACAUAGAAUGGUGGGCAAUAGUCCAGAAUUAGCACUGUGUGGACAUGUGGAUUUCAUUUUAAAGGCAAGACUGAGGUGUUUCCUUGAGUGUCAAAUAGUUGGGUUUGAUCCUUGUUUAAAAUGAAGUUGUCCAUAAAAAGUCAUACUGAUAUUAUUUUUUUCCAAACGUGUGUGGGACAAAGAUAAAUAUAUGGUGAAGAUGGGGAUUGACAGAAUAGGAGACUAAUUAGAGCUAAUCUUGCAACUCACUGCUGGUGUAUCAGCUCCAAAGAGUCAUGCUUCCUAUUCAGGUCUGAAUAUUCUCCCAUUACAGAUAUGAAUUAAGUUACAAAUGGAGAACUAUAAUUCAGCAAGGGAUGUGUAGAAGAUUAUGGUUAUUAUAGUUCUCCACUUGUAACUUAAUUCAUAUCUGUAAUGGGAGAAUAUUCAGUCUGCGCUCUUAAUUGUAGAAAAUAAGUGCUUACAACAAAGUUACCUUGGAGAAUAUCUGUGCAAGACCUCUUCAUGUACUUAACAAAUUAGAAGUGGGUGAAAGAAAGGAAGAGAUCACAAUCAAAUUCUCAUCAUACAGACAAUAGGGAGUAUGUUGGUCCACUGACUGGAUACUGUGGACGGUAUCCACUGCAAUAGUCCAUCCUUCUUCAAUAUGGAUGGAUUAGGGAAGGGACCAACACACUGCCUUUCUAGAUACUACCUAUUCACCAAGGAGAUCAAAAUCACAUUAUCAGACUUGUUUGGUUGUAUUGCUUAGAUUGGACCUUCCCAAUCUGGUGUUGUUGAAAUGAGUUGAACUACAAUUCUCAUCAUUCACAAUCUACCUAUCUGUGCUAGCUGGGUCUUUAUAGUUGAACACAUUUGGAGACUAUCGGGUUGGGAAAGGCUCACAGUAUUAUUCAGGUCCACCAAGGUGUGAAUGUUGUCAUCUCUGAAGGGUGAACACUGGAUUUUUCUAGUAGCUGGAGUUGGGAACUCACUAUGGUUAUGUUAAUCCUUGUACUGAGAAUAAUCUCUGGACUCUUAGACUUGAGUGAUCCCAUAUAUAAGUCAAGUUAUUAUUAUUAGUUAUGCAGAAACACAAAAGGAUUUGAAGAUAAGGAUAAAGAGAAUUAGCAAUGGGCAAUAGAAUGGCAGCUGCUUAUUUUCUCCAUUCAAUCCUGCUAUGAGAAAUGAACGAACUGUCUUUUAAAAAAAAAAAUCUAGUCCACACGUAUCAGUAAUCCAACUGUGGAGGGACAGAGGACCUAUGGCUGAUAUUUCAUAUUCUCCAGCUGUUAUAGCGUAUACUAUCUGUUUCCAUAUUGAUGGAAUCUGUCUCUCCAAGAAGCACUGUGGUUUUCAAACUAUAUUUUAUAAUAAGGCAGCUUUCUCCACUACUCUGAUGCCUUCCCAGUUGGGGCAGGCUGUGAAACUACCAGGCACUAAGUUGUGAUAGAUAAGAAGCUUUUCUAUGCUAAUUGCUGAGGUGGAGCAGAUGGAAACCCAGCCAAAAAAUAAGAUUCAUGUACACUGAGAAAUAUGCCUUUUAUUUUAGCAAAUUAGGUUUUUCUGUUAUUGCAAGUAGUUUGGAAAAUCUACAGCUGACAAUUCCUGGUUCUGGCUAGAUUUGAACAAAGUGGCUUGGAAUCAAUCCCUCACUUCAAUUCAGAAUAAUGAUUGGCAAAAUAUAAUGAUUGGUUACAGCAACAAUCAUAAUUUUAAAUGGGAGCUAGUAGACAUCUUCAUCUUACUGUGUGGAUUUUAAUUUAAAAUGUGGGGAACUGCUUACUAUGCUCAGAAGAAAUGUAUUCACUUUCUGUAGAUUAAAAGUGUUUACUUGCCAUACAACAUCACAGUGUCCCAAUUCAGCUAUCAUUUUUGAUUGUACAGAAAGAAG
Molecule: messenger RNA, 2671 nt
Organism: Candoia aspera
Lineage: Eukaryota; Metazoa; Chordata; Lepidosauria; Squamata; Candoiidae
Gene: TRH
Product: thyrotropin releasing hormone
Exons: 2
Coding region: 5-673 (222 amino acids)
Biological process (GO): positive regulation of gamma-aminobutyric acid secretion; positive regulation of insulin secretion; negative regulation of glutamate secretion
Cellular component (GO): secretory granule; extracellular region
Molecular function (GO): thyrotropin-releasing hormone activity
Source: RefSeq, a predicted model, not a curated record